AGGAUGGUCACCUAUGAGCGUGGCCGGGUUUGCAUCGGCGCAGGUUUGGAGGUGCACAGGGACCAGGACUCACUUGGGGUUUGCCGCCUUGGACCGGAAACAGUCGCGUGCGCCGAGGAGUGUGGCGGUGUCUGUUUGAACAUGCGCACUGAGGAGCUGCCCCCCAACACCCAGAGGCCUCACUGCAGGGGCCGCCCAUUACCCGAGAGUCUGCAGUCAUCGCGGGAACGAAUGGUCGGUGGGAACCAAUCGAGAGGCAGGACCAGGCUGUGUGUGCGCAGGCGCUCUGCCUAUGGAGAGUCAGGUGGCGCAGCUGGUGCCAUUCUGCACAUCCCGGGGCCACCUCAUGCCCCAGGGCCUGGUGGAGAUGCUGCACCCGGAGCCAGAGUUCUGAGUAACCGAGCCCUCCAGUUCAGCCUCACUGUGCCUUUCUCAUCGCACGCGGAGGCAGACAUCGCCCGCCACUUCCUGACUCCACGUACUCAACUGCAAGGGCCGAUUCGGAAGGAGCUCAAUGUUAAUGGCCGCAUGCUGGUUCUCCGAUUGACUGCUGAAGACCCUGGCCUGCUCCAGAGGUCCAUCGCCUUCUGUCUGGAGCAGCUUUCCCUGGUGAUGCGGUCCUUGCAGCACUUUGUGGCCCCCGUUUCUGCUAAGCCUCAGCACGGAAGAGGGGUUUAAACCUAGCCUAUGUGCCCUAGCCUCAAGUGUCCUUCCCCAGGGCAUUGCUUUCUGCAGUAGUUUGAUUGGGCUUCAUCUUCUGCCUGUGCUGCUGCUUGGGGCUCAGUGUCUACAUAGUUUGUUUGGUGACUGUUAACUACAGAAAAUACUUUGUUUGAUGAUUGUUAACUGCAGGAAAUAAAACUGAGCUACUGUGCUA
Molecule: messenger RNA, 877 nt
Organism: Cervus elaphus (red deer)
Lineage: Eukaryota; Metazoa; Chordata; Mammalia; Artiodactyla; Cervidae
Product: EKC/KEOPS complex subunit LAGE3-like
Exons: 5
Coding region: 4-678 (224 amino acids)
Cellular component (GO): EKC/KEOPS complex
Source: RefSeq, a predicted model, not a curated record